Pocillopora meandrina is the source of this 1233-nucleotide messenger RNA. The record is from the annotation of a GenBank genome assembly. NCBI's taxonomy places the organism in Eukaryota, Metazoa, Cnidaria, Anthozoa, Scleractinia, Pocilloporidae.
AGCUGCCGCAGUUUAUUGUUUACUACUUUUCCUAAACCUGGCUUCCGGUUGGAGAAUCACACGCUUCGAACUAUUGAAGUUGUUAACGAGGAUCUCUGCAGAUUCCAAUGCUACCUGGAACCUAACUGCGUCAGUUAUAAUUUCUGUGAGAUAAAACAGUUGUCUGGAAAACAUGAGUGUGAUCUGAAUAACGCGACUAUUGAACAUGAUGAAGACCUGGUGAAAAACGAAAGUUACAUUUACCGCGGAGCAGAGGUGGGGAUGAAUUCUAUGAGGGAAAAGUAAUACUCUUUGUCCGGGAAAGCUCUGAUACGAAAUCAAGGGAUAUCCCAACCUCUCCUACUAAUUUAAAUAACCCUCUCGCAACGGGAAUAAAUGUAACGCGAACAUCCACCAAACCUAGCCCAAAAAAUGGGACGGCACGCAUGAGACAUACGCACACUAUUGCAAGUGCGGACGACAAACACACGGGAAGGAUUUGUUAGCCUUCCAAAGCAUCAUUUUAAAUUUCUCUAUUCCUUUCCUUCCUAAGAAUGCUUGUAAGAAAAAUCCUUGUAAGAAUAACGCAACAUGCCAAGCUGGGUUUACAGACAGAAACUAUCAGUGUUUGUGCGUUGAUGGAUCUGGAUUUAAAGGCCAUAACUGUGAUGAGGGUAAGAAAUCUUAUACUUUUAUCAGUAUAGCUAAUCACAUGAUUUCGAGUGAAAUUUGGGAUAAAUCAGCACGAGUAUAUUUUGAAAGGCCAAUCAAAUAACACGAGCCUGUACGCUCGUAAUCUUCUGCGUCUUUCGCACGCAAUGUUGCACUGGUUUAACUCCUUAACAAUUUUAUUCAGGAGGAUCGCUGUAUACUUUCAUAGCCGUUUCUGGAAGCCAGACUUUUGACCAGUUGAUUGUCCUUCGUUGGAUGCUUUCAUUUUUAGCACUCGCCCUAAAACUCUGAAUUAAAACAUUGUUGCUUUCUCUUCACUUGUCAGCCAUUUUGUUUCGUUGUGCUUACGCGACUUACCUGUCAAUCAGUUUGAUUUUAACUUUCUGCAUUGUGUGGGAUAAAUUGACGUGCUCUCGGCCGAUGAGCAUGCUGAAAUUCUUGCACGUGUUUUAUUAAAAAAACAUGAUGUAUUGAUAAGUAACAAGUUUCGCACGCUCCUCCCCUAAACUUUAUUUCUUUUGGGUGAUUGGGCAGACUUAUUUGAAAGGGAUAAGCACCAUACAAUCGCUAGCAUCUCAAUAG